GUUGCAUAAAGGUCAUGUGUUAACCUAAGUUGCAUUUUCAAAAUGUCAAACUUCGGAUUAUACGUUAUUGUGUGACUUUAUAACAAUUUGCAUUAGUUCCCAUGGCUCAUUUACCGAUAAGUAACGCGAAUGGGGGAGGUUUCUAGAACAGUGGUGCGUAAUCGACUGUUAGCCGCUAGAACGUGUUCUGUAUACAAAUUAUCGAUGUUCUGUAAUUUUAUUUAUUUACUAGCAACAAGAUCCUGACUAUCAGAUAAUAACAAAUAACAUACCUUUUAGGCUGUUAGAAUGCAUUACAAACUAUGGCCUUUCAAUCCUGAUAUCAAGCCGUUUCAGCAAUUAUCAAAAUAAUACUUUUUUGCAGCAAAAAACAAAAUGCACUUGAUCAGGUUGAGUGCAUAAACUGUAUAUAAUAUGCCUUUUACUGAAAGAAAUGGUGUACUUAUGAAUCACAGUACUUCAAAUAACGAUCACUUUUCAUCGACAACAGAGUCUUUCUCAAGAUAUAAUAAAGAGGAUUAUUCAUCAAGCCUAGAAAUGUUUAUCACUUUACACUACGACUCUCGUAGUAUGAGUAACAGUCUUCCUAUAACCCACAGAAAUCCUGCCUCAGUAGAAACCAUUACCGAUUCUACUGACCAGCAACCAAAGGAAAACAAAAAGAAUAUGUAUAAUCUGGUGGCAGAAUCGAGCCGAUUUAUCGUCGAAGGAAGGGAAAUUGAUGAUAAUUAUCUAUCUGCAGCCCACAGAUAUACUGUGAAUUUUUCCAAAUUAUACUCUAGUGAGGCAGGAGCAGAAAAUGUAGAAUAUUAUGACUUUGAAUACAAGGAUUCUGGUGCGUGUUUUUACAGAAACUCAAUUUUUAGUUGUGGUGAUCAACAUCAAAAUUGGUUUGGUAUCAUGCCUAAUGAUGGAGCAGUAGCCAUAAGUCUAGCAAAAACAUCGAUAUAUUUCAAAUCACAUUGCAGUAUAUCAAUACCAGAAAAUAAACAAUUACAUCAGAAUGGCGCAGAUAUUAUUACUUGUAAAGAAAGUAAUUCUGAUAAGAAUUUAUUAACAUUAGAAAAGAAAACAGAAAAUAAAAUUCAUGGAACAAACUUGAACUAUUUACCAGCAUGGUUGGUAAUAGUUCGACGUGAACAAGGUUCAGAUUUACGUGGUUGUGUUAUCAAUAAAAAUUUAAUUAAACACAAUAAAUCAAUCGCUUCAUUAUUCAUACAUGAACCUACUGUAAAUAGCUCUUCAACCUUAAAUGAAAGUAACAACAACAAUUUACCUAGUACUACUACUAGUAGUAGUAAUAAUAAUAAUAAUAAUAGUACAGUGACACAUCCUACAAAUGAUCAUUUAUCAAUGAUUGAAAUAUUGAACAAAACAAAUCUCCCUUACACAAAAUCAACAUCAUCAUCAUUAUCAUCUACACUGAAUACAACGACACCGAUUACACCAAGUACAACACCGCCACCACAACCACAGACAACGACACCAACAACCAACACAUCGAAUCAUUCCCAAUCGAUUAUAACAAAAGCAAGAAAAUUAAGUAAAAAGAAUUCAAUAAAAUCAACUGAUACUUUAUUGUUAAAUCAUUCCACCAAUGAACAACAAAUGAUAUUACAAUAUUUAGUGAAAAAUGAACAUGUUAUGGAUUAUUUAAAACCUGGUCAACCAGAUCGGAUAGUUUAUGAAAAAUUAUUAAAAUUAGAUGAAAUGGAGUUAUUGAGUAAUCACAAAUUUGGUGUAUUAUUGUGUAGAAAAGAUCAGUCAACUGAAGAAGAAAUGUACAACAAUGAACAUUCAACACCAGCAUUUGAAGAAUUCCUGAAACUUUUAGGUCAAAAAAUUCGUCUUCGUAAUUAUUCCGGUUAUAUUGGUGGAUUGGAUUAUCGAAAUGACUCUACUGGAUUGGAGACAUAUGUCACUGAAUUUCGCGGUACAAAUAUUGUAUUCCUUGUAUCUACACUUCUACCAUAUGAACCGAAUAAAACGGAACAGUUAGCUAGAAAACGACAUAUUGGUAAUUCAUCAGUUACAUUUAUAUUUGUUGAAGAAGGUGCUAAACCAUUUCAACCGGAUACAAUAAUUUCAGGUUUUCAAAAAGUAUUCAUUUUAGUCAAAUAUAUACGUUUAAAUGAUAAUGGCAGUGAAAAUACUUCUGUUCAUAACAAUAAUAAUCAUAAUUAUAAAUUUGGUUAUCGUGUGGCUGUUUGUCGAGCAAAAGAUGUACCACCAUUUGGACCAAUUAUAUCAAGUGAUUAUUUAUUUAAACACCAUUUGUCAUUUGCCAAUCUUUUAUUAACUAAAGCUAUUAAUGCAGCUUAUGCUGUAUUGAAAUAUUCAAAAUUUCGUGAAAUUAUGCAACGUUCACGAAGAGAUUAUCUACAUCAAUUUUGUACUGAACAUACAAUUAAUACAGAGAAUGAAAAUUUAAAACAUGGUAAAAUGCACAUCUAUCGAAGACAUUCACAAGAAAAAUUAAAACAAUUAAAAAAUUCCAUUAAAUUUCGUACAAACAACACCGCAUCCAUCAUAGAUCGUGGUGACCUUAUGCAAACAAAACCGAAUAAUCAUCAACUUGAUCGAAUUAUGUCAUUUAACCACAUCACCAAUUUAAUACAAUCUCCAAAUCAUUUCAAUCAAUCAUCCAGUAAUCAUUUAAAAUCAUUUGAUGCUUUUCAUAAAUUUCAUUCUGAUGGAUUAAUUAUUAAAUCAAGACAAACUUAUCAUGAAACAACUAGUACUACUAGUAAUAGUACUACUACUACUAAUACUAAUUCUACUAAUACUGAUGUAGACAGAUCAAAAGAAUACAUUCAUUUAUCAAGUACAUUUAAUAAUUUACUUGAUUUCGGUCAAACUCUGUAUGUUGGUUUAAAAAAAUGGCAAAAAAUUGAUGGAUGGCAUUCAGUGAUGGAAUUAUUACCGCCGAAUUCAUUGUUGCCAAACAAUAACAAUAAUCUCAAAACUACAACUACUACUACUACUACUACUACUACGAACGGUGAUGUCUGCUCCAAACUGAAUCAUACAUUGCAUUCCACAGGAGCAUUGAAUAAUUAUUAUUUUGAAACACAAAUUGGUGUGAAUCGUAAUUGGUUAUUGAUUUUCGCGCCAUAUACUAUUUCAUCGAAUUUAGCCAAUCAAAUUCUAUUAGCUAUACCAUUAGUUUCAAUAUUUGCUUGUUUAUUUGAACAUAAUAGAAAAGUAUUACGUAUCUAUUUCGAUUGUGGACAAUAUGUACAAAUACAAGAUAUAUAUAAUUCAUAUCAAGCGAAUGAACAAAAUAUUUUGGAACAAUUAAUCAAUUUCAUAUCUUAUUGUAUAUAUCCGAAAGUAUUACAAAAGUGUAGUCAAGUUUCAAUGAAAAUUAAAAAUACAUCAAUUCACAACACUGCUAAUCAUGCAACAUUUCAUGUACAUGAUGCUGAAAGUAUACAUCAAACUAAUCAUGACAAACUACAACAGCCAAAACAAACAAUUCGUCAAUUAAGUGAAAAUAAAUGUUCAACUGCUAAUAAUAAUAAUAAUCAUUUUUGGUCAAUAUCCGAUUUAGGCUUAAGUGUAUCUUGUUUAAAUCCUACUAAUAAUAAUAAUAUAGCGCCUCAUUCAAACACUGCUAGUACUAGUACUACUACUACGACUACUACUUCGUCGUCAUCAUCAACAACAACCACCUCAUCAUCACCAUCAUCAUCAUCCUUAUUAUCAUCAUAUUUUCAUUUACCAUUUAGUUCAAAUCCAUUUCCAUAUAUAUUAAAUUUUCAUUAUCAAAAUAAAGUCAAUCAUGAUCAUUGUCAUGUAUUCAAACAAUCCAAUAAUCAAAUACUCUUACAAAUUGGUCCAUAUCAUUUACCAGAAUUAAUACGUAUAAUACAAAGUAAAAAAUCAUUAUGGUGUUUACAAAAAUUCAAUUUAUCUGGACCAUUUGUAAAUAAUAAUUUAUAUUUUCCGCUAGUGUAUGAUUUACAAUUCUCGACACAUUUAUUAGCAUUAAUGAAUAAAUUGAAAUUUUCUACAACAUUUAAAAUGAUUUUAUGUGAUUUACCAGAAAUUGAAAUAUUGAAUCGUGCACGUAUACGACAAUGUCAACGGCAUCAAUAUGUGAAAUAUUAUAUUGACAAUAAUAAUAAUAAUAAUAAUAAUAAUAAUAUUAAUAUUAAUAUUAAUAAUCAUAAUAGUAAUAAUAAUAUUCGUAAAGAAAUACGCUUCUCAUAUCCUCAAAUACUUAACUCUACUAGUUAUCAUCAACAUCAACAUCAUCAUCAUCAUCAGUAUCCUCAUCAUGUACAGCAACAACAACAGCUGCACAUUGAUCAAUUCAAUGAAAAUGAUGAAUUCGGCGAGGUGCAUAGAAAAUGUCUCCAAACAAAAAUGUCACAUUCCAUACAAUUGACUGCAUCGAUUGAUAAUGUAUUGCCAAUGAUGAAUGCGUCACCACAUUAUCAUACACAACAUUCUUUAAGUGGAUGUUCCGAUCAAAAUAUACAAACAGUUAGAAUGUCACAAGAUUGUUCUGAUUGUCAUAGAAGGAAUCAAUCGACAAGUCGAAAAUAUCGUUCAUUAGAUGUUCAACAAAUUUUCCCCAAUGAUCUGUAUACAAAUUUAGAUAAUCAACAUAGCGUGAACAGUGUAUCGUCGGUGAAAGCUGACGACAAAGAAACUUCGAUUGAUUCCAUUGGAAAUGGUUUACCAACCAUGAAUUUAAUUGAAACAGCGAAUUAUGUUCAAUCAAGAAGGCGAACACGUAAAUUGGAAUUGAUUUUCUCGAAAAAAUCAAAUCAUAUGAAUAAUUCAUCAACUGUUGUGGAUCAGCCAAAAACUGAUGAACAGUGUCUGAAUAAGAAAUCAGAAAUCACAAUAUUUAAUAGUAAUUAUCAAGAUAAAAGUGAAACGAACAAUAAAACCCCUAAUCCAUUUGGAACAUGUACAACUGAUGUCAAUGAUCAGAAUGUUUCCACAAUUUUUGUCAAUGACAAAAUACAAAUUGUCAAUAAAUCCAAUGUGGAACAAACUAAUCUCAGUAGUUGUUCAUUGUCGACAUCGAAUGCAGAUUCGAUUAAAACAAAUGAUUUAUCAUCAAUAGAUCAGUCAACAAAUUCCAGUGUUAAAACAACAACACCAACAGCAUCGGCAACAACAAUAAGAACACCACCUUAUGUACCAGUGAAAUGGAGACGUGCUAAACUGGAGAAAAAUAAUUUACAUUGUAAUACAGAUGCUAAAAUUAUUACAAUACGUCGUCGAUUAGAAAACACUGGAGUGAAUACAUGGAAUACUAAAUCGCAUACAACGACUACAUUGAAUAAAUUAGAACACAAUCGAUCCAAUAAUUUAACAUUGAAUACCAAUAUGAAAUUUAUCAAUCCUUCAAUUAAUUAUAUCACACCAAUCAAACAAAAAAGUCGUCUAACAAUUAGUAAAGAAACUUUUACCCAAUCUCAUGAUACAUAUGAAUUCAACAACAAUAGUACUACUACUAAUACUACUAAUACUACUACUAUUACUACUGCUACAAUGAAUCAAUGUAAUGAUGUGGCAAUUCAACAAAAACCAUAUGAUUUCACAGAAUUAAAUGAAAAUGAACUUCGAAGUCAUUUAAAGAAAAUCAAUGAAGAAUUGUUGUUAGAACAAUCUCGUCGAAAUCAUUUAGCAAGUAUAUGUGCUGAUCUGAUGGAAGAGAAUCGUAAACUUCGUGAUGGUCAAUCAAACAAGAUGAUUCAACAACAACACGAACAACAACAAGAACAACAAAUUGUAACCACUGAUCAUACAACUCUUACUUCAUUAUUACCAGAUCAAUCAACUGGAUCAAUGUAUAAAAAUUAUAAAAAUAAAAAAGUAAAAUUAAAUUUUAUCAAUGGGAAAAUUAAACAAAUCAGUAGUAAUUCAAGUAUAUGGAAAAAAUCUAAAGUGAAAUCGCAUAUUUGUAAUCAUGAAUCAGAUAUUUGUAAAUGA
Messenger RNA from Schistosoma turkestanicum, 5955 nucleotides. The record is from the annotation of a GenBank genome assembly. Lineage: Eukaryota; Metazoa; Platyhelminthes; Trematoda; Strigeidida; Schistosomatidae.